Messenger RNA from Penicillium digitatum Pd1, 1077 nucleotides. RefSeq lists its product as uncharacterized. Gene Ontology annotation, molecular function: hydrolase activity. Lineage: Eukaryota; Fungi; Ascomycota; Eurotiomycetes; Eurotiales; Aspergillaceae. The record is from RefSeq and is a predicted model, not a curated record.
AUGACACCAACCACCCCCAUCCCAAUCGUGGACUCCCAUAUCCACCUCUUCCCAGCGACGCACCUAAAAACCCUAUCCUGGCACAAUGCCACCAACCCACUAGGUACCCAACACAGCGUAGACGAAUACCGCCUCGCAACAACACAGGCCAACGCUCGCCCCCUCCUCCGAGGCUUCAUCUUCCUCGAAACAGACCGCCUCUCCUCCACCACCGACUCAACCCCACCCAACCACGGCUGGAAACAUGCCUUGGACGAAGUCUCCCUCCUAACACGCAUAGCCCUCGGCACGCCCAUCCCAGGCGAGGGCCAUGUCCCGCACGACAAGGAGCUGUGUCUGGGGAUUGUGCCGUGGGCGCCUGUGCCCGGUGGACCGGAUGUGCUGAAAGCGUACAUGGAGCAGGUGCGUGGCCGCACGGGGGAGGAGGUUUGGGGGAAGGUCAGAGGGGUUAGGUAUCUGGUGCAGGAUAAGGUUGCGGGGACAAUGCUUGGAGAUGGGUUUAUUGCGGGGUUGAGGUGGUUGGGGAGGGAGGGGUUCGUGUUUGACCUGGGGGUUGAUGCAAGGACUGGGGGACUGGGGCAGUUGAGGGAGGCAGUUGAGAUGAUGGGAUUGGUGUCUGGGAGCUUGGAGGGGAAUCGAGUGGUUACGAUUGUUAUUAAUCAUUUGUGCAAGCCUAACCUUCGUUUGGUGAAUGAUGUUCGGUCUCAUCCGGAGUUCCUUGAGUGGAAGGACCUUGUGACUAAGAUGGCGAGGGCUAAUUCCAGGACUUAUAUGAAGCUUUCUGGGGCUUUUUCUGAGCUUCGACCGUUAGAGGCAGAGUCGGAACCGGAUUUGGAGGAAAUCAUUGAACGGCUGCAGUCAUGGACUGAUGUGGUUUUUGACGCUUUCGGAGCAGACCGUGUUAUGUUUGGAUCGGACUGGCCAGUGUGCAAUGUUGGCGGCGGUGGGAAUGAUGUCUCUUGGGGUCGAUGGCGACGUGUGGUAGAGGAGAUUUUGGAACGGAGAGGAUUGUCUGAGGAACAGAAGAGGGGUGUCUGGGGAUCAGUUGCUUUGGAUGCCUAUGGAAUAGAUAUCUAG